AACAAUUUGGCGGGAAAAUGGGAGCAUAACGGGUGAAGAGGCGGAUCCUGAGUGCGGCCACCCAUCUCCAUCCAUGGAAACCGAUUCCGAUUCUGACUCCGACGCCUCUCACGUUUCCGCCACUCCACCAAGAGACCGCAGUCCACCACCUCCACAGCAAGCGCCACAGCCACCGCCACCGCCGCCGCCGCCGCCGCCGCCACUCUCCAUUCUUCUCUCUUCAAUCAAAUCCAGAACUAAGGCUAGACCCUCCUCCACUGCAAAACCCAAACCAUCUUCCAAGUCUACAAAACCCUGCUUAAACUCUAAUUCUAAUCCUAACCAUAACCAUAACCCUAACCCUGACUCCAUCCCCCCUCAUCACCAUCCUUUUUCCUUACCUAACCUUCGUUUUUCCGGUCAAAACCAUCCCAUUUAUGCAGUCAAUUCGUUUGAAACCCUUCCCGCCGGCUACUUCUCCAAGGUCGCGUCCUUUUCUAAACUCCAAAAACCUUGCCCCAAACCAGAUCCGGUGGAAAAUGAGCCGUCUUUAGCUUCUGGGUUGACUCCGAAACAACCCCACGCUUGUGAGGCUGUUAGUACCGGGAGUGCAGUGAAAUUUGUGAAGAAACAUUGUAAUUUGAUCGGUUCUGAUGUUAAUCCCAAACCGGUGAAGCGGCCUAAGUGCGGUAGUGAAGGAAAUUUUGUGAGGCUGAACAUCAAUGGCUAUGGGCGAAAGUUUACAAACAAGGGCAAGAGAAAGAGUUACAAUGCAUCGAGUGGGGCUCGGCGAACAUUUAGGAGAACUAAAAGAAAAUCGAAAGCAGAAGGUGGAGCUGAAGAGGAUGAAGAUGGCUUGGUUUUGGAGACCCCCACAAUGGAGAAGCAAGGGAGAGUAAAAUUUGACGGUGAGUUGAUUGAGGCGGCUGCGUUGGAGGUUCAGAAUGAGGCGUCUGAUGAGAAAUUGGUGAAGUUGCUGGGGCUGACACAUGGUUAUGAUUCGUUCCGGGAUGGACAGUUGGAGGCAAUUAGGAUGGUGCUCGAGGGGAAAUCAACAAUGCUGGUUUUGCCAACGGGUGCUGGAAAAUCACUGUGUUAUCAGUUACCAGCACUGGUGUUACCAGGGAUCACGCUGGUUGUGAGUCCGCUGGUAGCUUUGAUGAUUGAUCAACUUAAACAGCUGCCUCCAAUGAUUCCGGGUGGUCUUUUGUCUAGCAGUCAGUCAGCUGAAGAGACUUCUGAAACACUACGACAGCUUCGAGAAGGAACUAUCAAGGUUCUUUUUGUUUCACCUGAGAGGUUUCUAAAUGCAGAGUUUUUGUCGAUAGUUUCAGCCGGUCCACCUAUAUCACUUGUAGUGGUGGAUGAAGCUCACUGUGUGUCUGAGUGGUCACAUAAUUUUCGGCCUUCAUAUAUGAGGCUGAGGGCAUCCUUACUUCAUGCUGUGCUUAAUGCUAAAUGCAUUCUUGCAAUGACUGCAACUGCAACGAGCAGAACCCUGCAUGCUGUUAUGCAUGCUCUGGAAAUUCCAGCAGCCAAUCUCAUCCAGAAAGCCCAAUUAAGGGACAAUUUACAGCUAUCGGUAUCUCUAAGUAAAAAUAGGAUGAAAGAUUUGAUGAUGCUAAUCAAGUCUCCUCCCUUUAUUGAGGUUCAGAGUAUCAUUAUUUACUGCAAAUUUCAGUCUGAGACUGAUUCAAUAAGCAAAUACUUAUGUGAUAACAAUAUCUCUGCAAAGAGUUACCACAGUGGCAUACCAGCAAAGGACCGAAGUCGUACACAGGAGUUGUUUUGUUCCAACAAGAUAAGAGUGGUUGUUGCAACUGUGGCAUUUGGCAUGGGCCUCAAUAAGAGUGAUGUUGGAGCUGUUAUACAUUUCAGCUUACCAGAAAGCUUGGAGGAGUAUGUUCAGGAGAUUGGACGGGCUGGACGAGAUGGGAAUUUGUCUUAUUGUCAUCUUCUCUUUGAUGAUAUUACAUAUUUCAAGCUUCGCAGUCUGAUGCACAGUGAUGGAGUGGAUGAAUAUGCGGUAAAUAGAUUUCUAUCCCAGGUUUUCAGCAAUGGCAUGGGCUCACCUGGGAAAGUUCAUUCGAUAGUCAAAGAAGCUGCAUCUCGUAAAUUUGAUAUGAAAGAAGAGGUGAUGCUUACAAUCUUAACGCACUUGGAGUUGGGUGAAGUACAAUACUUGUCUUUACUUCCGCCAUUAAAUGUAACUUGCAGCUUAAACUUCCAUAAGACUACCCCUGCUUUGCUUGCUGACUGGGAUAUUGUGGUUGCAGCAAUUCUAAAGAAGUCUGAAACUAAACAAGGGCACUAUGUGUUUGACAUACCCACUGUGGCAAAUAGCAUUGGGAUUACAACUAUUGAUAUUUUAAAUCAGUUGCAGAACCUGAAGUUGAAAGGAGAAAUAACAUAUGAGAUGAAGGAUCCAGCCUAUUGUUACACAAUUGUGGAUGUUCCUGGAGAUCUUUGUUGCCUGGCAGCACAUCUUACAAAAUGGUUAUCCGAGGUCGAAAGUUGUAAGGUACAAAAAUUAGAUACGAUGUUUAAUGCUGCUGUCUCAGCAGUGGAACUAUGUGAGAAGAAGUGCGGCUGCCUUGGUGCCCAGCAUACACCAUGCUUGCAAAGAAAGAUUUCAGAUUACUUUAGUGGAGAUGGUAAUGGCGACAUUCCUAAUAAGAUGGAUCAAAGCAGCCCAUUUUUGCGAGCAGAUAUAAAGGUAUUUCUGCAGAGCAAUUCACAGGUCAAGUUUACUCCCAGAGCUGUUGCAAGGAUAAUGCAUGGCAUUGCUAGCCCAGCCUAUCCUUCUGCAACUUGGUCCAGAACUCAUUUCUGGGGUAGGUACAUGCAGAUGGACUUCCAAGUGGUAAUGAAGGCAGCAAAGGCAGAGCUCAUGAAUUUUGUUGGAAAGGAUGCACUCUAGCCAGAGUUGCAUGAUGGCAUAGUUUCCUCUGAAGUAACUAACUUGGACGAGACCAUUCUAGAAAAAUAAGUUCUUGUGCAGUCUGGACCCCAAGUCAAAUCAUACAACAUAAAGUAGAAAAAAAAAAGGUGGGGGGAAAGCCUGAAUGUACCAUUGUUGUUGAUCUUCCUGCAUAAAUUAUUACACAUGUAAUAAAAGCUUGGUCUCCCAUAGACCUUAUAAUUGGAAUCAAGACUGCUGUGAAGAAACUGAAAAUGAAUAGUGUGAGAGGACAGCUUUCCUGUGGUGCCACUCUAAUAGACAAGACUGCUGUGAAGAUACAUUGACAAAUGCAGUGUGUAUGGGUGUUAAGUUAAAGAAUGAGAGAGUUUUGGGGCCUCUCGAGUCUUUGACUGAUCAUGGCUACUGGUUGGCAAAUAAAAAAAUGGGGAUUAUUAGAGAUAAUGUAUUCUCAUAAACAGGGUAUAACUUAUAAAUGAGCAUAAUAGCUAGUUGACCAGGCUCA
Messenger RNA from Vitis vinifera (wine grape), 3404 nucleotides. RefSeq names its product ATP-dependent DNA helicase Q-like 5. The coding region runs from base 74 to 2899 and encodes 941 amino acids. The record is from RefSeq and is a predicted model, not a curated record. The transcript has 21 exons. Gene Ontology annotation, cellular component: nucleus; cytoplasm; chromosome. NCBI's taxonomy places the organism in Eukaryota, Viridiplantae, Streptophyta, Magnoliopsida, Vitales, Vitaceae. Gene Ontology annotation, biological process: double-strand break repair via homologous recombination. Gene Ontology annotation, molecular function: 3'-5' DNA helicase activity; nucleic acid binding; four-way junction helicase activity.